AUGUUAGAUAAUAAUAAUAAACUUUAUGAAUUGGAAAAGUUUAGUUUUAUAGACGAGCGAAGUGUUAAAAACAUAUUAGUCGAUAAUACAUUAGGUAUAAGAUGCGUUAUACCUAAUAAUUAUUUUAUAUGGGAAGCAACGAGGCCCGUAACGGAUUGUAGCAUGUGCGAAAACGUUACGGAAGUUUUAAAUUUGCAAAAUUGCAGUCGCGAACAAUUUGCAAAAUAUGCAUACACAUCAAAACCACUCGUAAUAAGAAAUGCGGCAUCACAUUGGCCGGCCAUGAAAAUUUUUAAUUUUAAAUUUUUUAAAGAACUUUUCGAAAACAUCGAAGGGUCUUAUCAGAGCGUCGAAGAUGAGUGUCAAUUUUUGACUUUUAAAACUGAAUUUAUAAGUUUGAAAGAGGUUUUUAACAUGAGCAAAAAAAGAGUGGAAAAUGGAAAAGGAGAAAAACCCUGGUACGUCGGUUGGAGCGUUUGUCAUUCUGAAAUGUUAGCAAAAAUGAGAGAAUAUUAUCCUCGUCCACAUUUUUUCCCAGAGGAAGCCGAGCAUAGUCAUUUGGAUUAUAUAUUCAUGGGGUACCAGCAAGGUGCUGUUAUGCAUCUUGAUUAUAUUAGCAGACUCAUGUGGCAAGCACAAAUCAUUGGCCGUAAAACAUGGAAGUUGGUUCCUCCUCCAGAAUGUGAUAAUAUAUGUAACAAAAUGACCGUCACCGUGGAACCUGGUGAUAUAGUUCUUCUGGAUACUAGACAAUGGUAUCACGAUACAACGAUAGAAGAUGGACAAUUCAGUUUGACCGUCAGUUCCGAAUAUGGUUAA
Messenger RNA from Pediculus humanus corporis (human body louse), 819 nucleotides. RefSeq lists its product as uncharacterized. NCBI's taxonomy places the organism in Eukaryota, Metazoa, Arthropoda, Insecta, Psocodea, Pediculidae. Bases 1 to 819 code for a protein of 272 amino acids. The record is from RefSeq and is a predicted model, not a curated record. The transcript has 5 exons.